GCAAAACCGAUUUAUUUCUACUUCCGGUGCGUUGUGUUCUCGCGUUUCCAGAGGCCGGAGGCGGGGGUGGGGUUCUCGUGCUCUCGCGAGAGGCGGGAAAGAGCGCAGGGUUUGAAAGAUGGCGGACGACGUGGACCAGCAACAAACGACCAACACUGUGGAAGAGCCCCUGGAUCUCAUCCGGCUCAGCCUGGACGAGCGCAUCUACGUGAAGAUGAGAAAUGACAGAGAGCUUCGAGGCAGGUUACAUGCUUAUGAUCAGCAUUUAAAUAUGAUAUUGGGAGAUGUGGAAGAAACUGUGACAACUAUAGAAAUUGAUGAAGAAACAUACGAAGAGAUAUAUAAAGAAAAGAAACACUCAGGAGAUGGUUCUUUGUGUCACAAAGUCAACAAAACGGAACAUUCCGAUGCUCUUUGUACGGGGAGAUGGCGUUGUGCUAGUUGCCCCGCCAUUGAGAGUUGGCUGAAACAGAGAAUUUAUCCUGUGUAGAAGAUGGGCUAUACUGUGUGAUUGCGUCUUUGAAUGUGGAAGAUAUUCAAAAGAGAGACCGAUGUACAUCUUGAUACUAAGAAAUAACCAAGAAUUCUUCCACUCCUGACAUAAGUUGAUUUGUAGAUAACUCACAAGUUCUUCAGCUAAACGGCAUUUUUAUUUUUCUCCAACCCUUCCAAUAAAUGUGAUCGCCGUGAUACAGAGCUUUUUCAAGAAUUGAUUUGCUCCAUUGUUUUUCUGGACAAUUUCUAGGUUUCUGCCUUUAAAUUAAAUGUGUCGUUUCCUUUUUUGGUUUUUAA
Molecule: messenger RNA, 792 nt
Organism: Dama dama (fallow deer)
Lineage: Eukaryota; Metazoa; Chordata; Mammalia; Artiodactyla; Cervidae
Gene: LSM3
Product: LSM3 homolog, U6 small nuclear RNA and mRNA degradation associated
Exons: 5
Coding region: 119-490 (123 amino acids)
Biological process (GO): P-body assembly; mRNA splicing, via spliceosome
Cellular component (GO): P-body; Lsm1-7-Pat1 complex; U4/U6 x U5 tri-snRNP complex
Molecular function (GO): RNA binding
Source: RefSeq, a predicted model, not a curated record